GUAUAAAAUCUUGUUUUUGUAACACUAUUUUAAAAGUUUUAGUUAUUUAAUGAAAUGGUUUUUAUUUUAAGGACAUUAUUUUCUAAGGAAUUGAAGAAACCGCGAAAUUAUCUGCGCAGUAAAUUUAUCGAUUCUGUAAGAUUGCAUGUCAAAGGCGGAUCCGGUGGAACCGGCCUGCCAAAGUAUGGAGGACUUGGAGGUCAAGGUGGAUGCGUUUACUGCGUCGGUAAGGAGAAGGCAAAUCUCGGGAACAUAUUGGGUAAACACCGCGGCAAAACGUUAGCCGCCGGACAUGGUGAGGACAGUAGAAAAACAAAAAUUAUAGGCAGCCCCGGCACAGACUUAAAAUUAGAAGUUCCACUCGGUGUGACAAUUUACAGAGAGGACGGCAAGGUUUUAGGGUCUGUAGAUAAUGAAGAUCAAACAGUUAUAUUGGCUAGAGGCGGACCCGGAGGCACCAAGGAGAAUGGUUUUCUUGGCCACUAUGGUCAAAUUCACCACAUACGGUUAGAUCUGAAAUUAAUUGCAGAUAUAGGUCUCGUUGGCUUUCCUAAUGCUGGCAAAAGUUCUCUCUUAAAAGCAAUAUCACGAGCAAAGCCCAGAAUAGCAAAUUACCCAUUUACUACAAUCAAACCUAAUAAAGGCAUCAUCCACUAUAAUGACCAAAGACAAAUAUCCAUAGCCGACCUGCCUGGUCUCAUUGAGGGUGCCCACGUGAAUAUUGGACUUGGGCAUAAGUUUUUAAAGCAUGUAGAGAGGACAAAGUUAUUAUUAUUUAUAGCUGAUGUCCAAGGAUUUCAAUUAAGUCCCAGACAUCUUAAGAGGUCAUGCUUGGAGACAGUGUUACUCCUAAAUAAAGAAUUGGAACUCUACAAUCCUGAUUUAGUUGAGAAGCCUGCCGUAUUGGCUGUAAAUAAAAUGGAUUUAGAAGGUGCUACUGAUACAUUAGAGGAAGUUAAAGAGUCGCUUGCAAAUAUAGAAAGGAUCAUGGAUUCAAUACCAAAGGAACUUAGGCCUGACAAAAUUGUAUCAUUUGAAAACAUCAUUGGAAUAUCAGCUUUAACCAACAAUGACAGUAUACAGGAAUUAAAAAUGAUAUUGAGAAAGUGCCUCGAUGACUUUGCAGAUGAAAAUAAUCCAGAUAUAGUCGAAGGGAGAAAAUUGUAUAGAAUAAAUAAAGCUAUAAUUAAAGAGAGAGGGUCGCAAGUAACAUGAAAAUAUUGUAAUUAGGUAUAGAUUGAUCCGAAUAAAAUUUUAAUGCAAUGAAAGAAACAUGUUCAGAUGAAUACUAUUUAUUAAAAGCUUUCAAGUUAUGAAAAUGUUAGAAAUCAUUGACAAUUUUAUUAUAACCUUAUGUCCUCCUGACUACACUACAUCUAACCUAAACAUUUGCAAAUUAUUUGAAACCAUUAUCACAGUAUCUCAACCAUUCACCGUUGUAUGAUUGUAAUAUCUUAACACUAAUUAAUAACAUAAUAAUAUUUUGAGAUUUCAAUAAAACAUGUACAAUAUUAUUAUUAAAAAUAAUUCUUGAUUCUUUAGUUUUGUAUUUAAAUUUUCUGACCAUUUUUGUGGUUCUAUCAGGUAAGCAGAUGAUAGACAAUAUUAACUGCUUAUCAGAAAUAGGUUUGCCAUAAAUAUAUAUUUUUUUAUUAACCAUUAUACUACGUACGCUGUAGCAUAGUGCGGGUGACAGUUUCAGUAAUAUUUUGUUACAAUCUUGAAAGUUGCCGUGAUUUACAAAUUAUGACUUAAUUUUUCAACUGUACCACAUUUGUAAUAUAUAUAAAAUCAUUAAUAAGUGUAGUAACUUAAAUUGAACCCAGCCAGAAUGUUCUAGUUUACAAAUACUGGCAAUUACAGCGCACAUAGUAUAGUAUUUUGGCCCGUUUUUUUAAUUAAACUUGCAUUUGUGAUAUACAGUUUAAUACAAUCUACAAAUUCAAUUUAAACAAACAGAAUAUCAAGGAAGGCUUUAUAAAAACUUUUUUCUUUGAUAAUCUUAUUAUCACACAACCAUAUUUUGUGAAAAUAAUAAGCUUUGCUUAUAUUAAUAAAGAUAGGUACACUUAUAACUAUAUGAUACAUAAUAAUUUCUAAUCUUAAUAGCUUUAAUGAAGAAAUCAUCUGGGAAUAUGUAGUUUAGAGGUACACAAAGACCUGUAUUUUUAGACGGGUGUUUUCAAAUAUAUAUUACGCUAUAUGGCACUAUUUAUAUUCAUAAAACAACACUGGAUAAUAUAUCGCCUGUUUACAACUAAAAUAUUUUACUAACAAGUCUGUUCUCACUAGAAUAAUCACAAUU
Messenger RNA from Achroia grisella, 2305 nucleotides. Its product is annotated as GTP-binding protein 10 homolog. The transcript has a single exon. The record is from RefSeq and is a predicted model, not a curated record. Gene Ontology annotation, cellular component: mitochondrion. The coding region runs from base 55 to 1215 and encodes 386 amino acids. Gene Ontology annotation, molecular function: GTP binding; GTPase activity. Lineage: Eukaryota; Metazoa; Arthropoda; Insecta; Lepidoptera; Pyralidae.